This is a messenger RNA of Symsagittifera roscoffensis, 1947 nucleotides long. RefSeq names its product vasoactive intestinal polypeptide receptor-like. Gene Ontology annotation, molecular function: G protein-coupled peptide receptor activity. The coding region runs from base 361 to 1863 and encodes 500 amino acids. The transcript has 11 exons. Lineage: Eukaryota; Metazoa; Xenacoelomorpha; Acoela; Convolutidae. Gene Ontology annotation, cellular component: plasma membrane. The record is from RefSeq and is a predicted model, not a curated record. Gene Ontology annotation, biological process: adenylate cyclase-modulating G protein-coupled receptor signaling pathway; cell surface receptor signaling pathway.
UCGAAAACGCUUUUUAUAUAAUCUCGCGAGUGCUAAAAUUUUUUGGUAACCAAUAACACUAACAAAAUAACACUUUUCAAUCAUACUUUAACUUGCAAUAAUUAAUCGUAAAUGGUAUUAAAGAGAAUACGCUGUUUAACAGGCAGUUAAAACUCAUUUCGCGUCCUCCCAGAUUAAAUUUGUGUUUCAGAUCGUUUAUUUGCAAUGAAGCCAAGCUGCGCUUACUAUAAAUUAUCACCGUUCUGAAUUGGAGUCUCGUGACCAUACAUUACCGUUAUCAUUUCACUCCAGUUAGGUUGCUAUCGCUGAUGCUCUUCGAAUGUGGCUUGACGAUCAUUGAAUGAACUUCAAAAAAAGACAAUGAUGAACUCCAACUCUUCGAUUUCAUCCAGUUAUGAAGGGUAUCCUGGAAACAGAUCCGACUGCCCGAAUGAAGUGUUUGUACCCCCGCACACUUUCAACUCGGAAUACUUCAUGCCGCAAUUGUAUUUGGACUGCCUCGCGAGGAUGUGUCUUUUGACACAGAAAAACGCCAGUUUAUUCUGCCCAGUUCUCUUCGACGGAGUGGGUUGCUGGCCAGCGACUAGAGUCAACACCACGCAAGCAAUACCAUGUCCAAGCAUUCCCUUCUAUGACCAGAGCAAAUUUGGCACUCACGCAUGUGUAAUGGGAGAAAAAUGGGAUGGACAAGGAGAAGGAGAGGGGGUUCCUGUGUGGGCGUCCCACCCAGAUUACCCUGGACUCAUCUGGUCCGACUACUCUCUCUGCGAACAGGCCAUACACACUAAUAAGUACCAGCUGAUCCAGGUGAUCUACUACGUGGGCCACCUGCUCUCCUUUGCAUUCACUCUCACAGCUUUCAUCAUAUUCGCUGUCUUCAAAAAGCUUCACUGUCCCCGCAACGUGAUCCACAUGAACUUUUUCGGCUCAAUUGCUCUUUUCUGCUUCAACUACUUUCUGCAAACUGUGCUAAUGGAUACACUGCUAACAGACACUCUGUUAUGUAACCUGACCCACGUGGUAGUGCAGUACUGUUUCCAGACUACCUAUUUCUGGAUGUUGUGUGAGGCUGGCUUCUUGCACCGGACAGUGGUGACUAAUGUGUUCGGACAUAACGAGAGAGUUGGCCCAUUCAUUGUACUGGGAUGGGGAGCUCCCGUGAUGGUGGUGACUGUCUACGUCAUCACGAAUCUCAUUCUGGGCAAGAGCAAAGUGUGCUGGAUUUCGGAGUAUGGGGAGACGUUCAGCUGGGGAGUAGAGGUGCCUCUGAUGUUGUGCAUUGCCAUCAACCUGGUGUUGCUCAUCAGUGUCCUCCGAGUACUCAUUCCCAAAAUCAACGCAUCCGCCGCCAAUGUUCCCAGCCAAGAUGUGGCCAUCAAGAGCGCGAAGGCCAUCAUCUUUCUGUCUCCUCUGUUUGGAGUGCAUACCAUUGUGACUCUGUGGAUGCCCAGAGAGGGAUCCAAUGCACACAUUGUCCUAGGAGUAGUCCAGGCACUCCUCCAGUCAUUCCAAGGAUCGGUGGUUGCAAUUGUGUUUUGCUUCGGUAACAGCGAGGUUCGCACUGAGAUCAAAUCCAAAUUCACUUCCAUGAACCGGAGGCGAUCAACUGAUAUCGGCCGUGACAGGCCCUGUUAUGUCAUCUACAAAUCUAUAGGAGGCGGAUCCUUCAAAAAGAAAGAGGCCAACAACAGUGACAACAUCGACGAUAAAAACAACAACAACAACGUCUGUACAGACGAAGCCAUCAAAAAUGACACGAGCUGUAAAACUCAUAAACUCAGAAAUGACAACUGCAAAAUUUUAACCAAUAAUUGCAAAGGUAAUGCCAAGAGCAGAAAAAUUGUUAAAAACGCAGUUUUAUAAAUUUAUCUUUUGCGGGUUCAAAAUUGUGCUUGAAAAAUUCAUGUUAUUGUAAGAAAUAUUCAAAUUCAAAUGUCAGAUUGUAAA